CAGGAGACUUCACUGUGGGGUUUGGAGGCAGACAACAGACACUGUGCAAUCAGAACAGAUUAUUCCAAGUUGCACUUGCGGAAUAAUAACUCCGAUGGAAGAGGUCAUGGAAAUUACCCGGAAACUACUUGAACUUCAUGAUUCCAUCUCUCUUUCCAAGUCGGAAAGAAAACUUAGAAGAAGGGGAGGUCUAAAGCAAUGGCAGAUGGAGAGAUGUCCACACUUAUGUUCAUCAGUGACAAACUCUUUGGAAAGCAAAAAGGCUUUACUGCAUGCAGCUGCGUGGAAAGGUGAUCUGGAACAAGUUAAUACAUUGCUGAACUUCGGAAUCUCUGUUAACUGCCAGGAUAACAGAGGUUGGUCCCUCCUGCAUAGUGCGGCCUGUUGCGGAAACAUUGCUUUACUGAAAUAUCUUCUACAGAAAGGAUCUUCUAUCAAUCUGAAAGACUUCUGCAAUUACACCGCACUCCAUCGAGCAGCCUUGAACGGACACACUCAGAUAACUAGCUACUUACUUGAGAGUGGUGCAUCACCAGAUAUCCUCACAGCUUCUGGAGAAACAGCACUACACUUAGCGGCAGCCAAUGGCCACCUGCUCUGUGUUAAAACACUAAUGAAUUUCAAGGCCUCAGUGAAUUUUGGUGAUAGCAACAAGUGGACCCCAUUACACUGGUGCUCCAUCAAUGAUCACAUGGAUGUACUGGACUACCUAGCAUCCACUGGAGCUUCUCUCGAAGAUAAAAGCAAUACAGGAAUGACACUGCUGCACUUGUCUGUAUUGGCUGGGAACAUACAUGUCAUAAAGUACUUGUUAAAGGAAAAGGUAGAUAUUAAUGCCAAAGACGCAAGAGGACUCACUGCUCUUCAUUUAGCUGCAGAAAGUCAUAACAGUGAGAUUCUUGAAAUCCUGCUAAAGAAAGGUGCCGCAGUGAUUGAAGUGGAUGAAAGUCACCUUAGCGCGCUACAUCGAGCAGCAGGACAAGGCAAUGCUAAGGCAGUAAAGCUACUACUGCAACAUGGGGCUUACAUAAACACUACUGAUUUACUUAACCUAACGCCUUUACACCAUGCAGCCUACAGGGGGCAGAACGAGGCUUCCAUCUGUCUCCUUCAACACGAGGCUGACGUUAACGCUCAAGACUUGCUAGGGAAAACACCGCUGCAUCUUGCAGUAGAGAGGGGCCACCUUGGCGUGGUCAGAAUCCUUAAGGAUUGGGGGGCAGAUCUCUGUCGUAAGUCUAAGUGGAAUGAAUCUGCUGCUGAUCUAGCGGCACGAGCCAAUCAAAAGGAAAUGCUUAACAUUUUAAACAUUGGCGGUAUGAAUCUUUGCUAGGGAGCUUAGCCAGCUGUUAAAAAUCUGCAUUGGAUGUCACUUUAAAACAUUAAAAUAAAUUCAUUAAAAAAUGAAAA
Messenger RNA from Spea bombifrons (plains spadefoot toad), 1410 nucleotides. RefSeq names its product ankyrin repeat domain-containing protein 65-like. The record is from RefSeq and is a predicted model, not a curated record. The transcript has 3 exons. NCBI's taxonomy places the organism in Eukaryota, Metazoa, Chordata, Amphibia, Anura, Pelobatidae. Bases 95 to 1333 code for a protein of 412 amino acids. Gene Ontology annotation, molecular function: protein binding.